AUGAAGUCAAGCUUUGUCAGUGCCAUCUUGGCAUCCUUGGCCAUCGUCAAGGCUUCCGCGGCUCCUUCGCCUGCCGAUCCCUUCGACUUUGGCAUCAAGACAAACCUCGUCUACCCGAGAACGAACAAUGGUGGCAAUCAGUACGAUAGCAGUAGCAGCAAUGCCAAUGGCAAGCACCUCAGCUCCAAUGGCUCAUCGGUGGCGGGCUACCGGCCUCCCGUCUACACUGAGCCAAUUCGACCUCAAAUCCACUUCUCGCCCACGGUCAACUUCAUGAACGAUCCCAACGGUCUUGUCUACAGCAAUGGAACUUGGCAUCUCUUCUACCAGUACAACCCUACCCAGAACAUCGCUGGUAACCAGCACUGGGGCCACGCCAUCUCGGAUGACUUGUACCACUGGAAGAACCUCCCCAUCGCCAUCGCUCCUGAGAAGGAGGGCGAGGGUAUCUUCAGUGGCAAUGCUGUCAUCGAUUUUGAAAACACCACUGGCUUCUUCAACGAGUCGACUCCCAAGGAUCUGCGCAUUGUCGCCAUGUACACGCUCAACACACCCACCUCGCAGACACAGCACCUCGCUUACUCGUCCGAUGGUGUCACCUUCACAAAGUAUCCCGAUGCUGUCAUCUCGCGCAAUCAGACGCAGUUCCGUGACCCUAAGGUCUUCUGGGACGAGAAGUCUUCGCGCUGGAUCGUCGCCCUGGCCCUGUCUCAGAAAUUCGGCAUUGUCUUCUACGCUUCGCCCGACAUGAAGAACUGGACCGAGGUUAGCCGCUUCCAGUCGUACGGUAUCCUCGGCUACCAGUACGAAUGCCCCGAUCUCUUCCAGGUCCCUGUUGAGGGCGGCCCCGACGAUGGCAAGAUGAUGUACGUGCUUGCCAUCUCGAUCAAUCCUGGUGCUCCUCAGGGUGGCUCGUUCGUUCAGUACUGGGUCGGUGACUGGGACGGCACCAAGUUCACCCCUCGUGACAACGCUGUCAGGAGCAUGGACUUUAGCAAGGACUUCUACGCCUUCUCGAGCUGGAGCAACAGCCCUGGUAACAAGGCUUAUGCGGUGGCGUGGGCCAGCAACUGGGAAUACGCUCAGGUCGUUCCCACAUCUCCUUUCCGUUCGAUCCAGUCUCUUCCCCGUGAGCUUACACUCAAGUACUACCGAACCACGCCUCAGUUCGGUGACUUGAUUCUCAACAACCGUCCGGCCAACCUUUCCGUCAUCCCCAGCCAGAAGCUAUACUCGCACAAGAACCACCACAACAGCGGCAACAAGACUGUUCAGCUCAAAGGCAACGGCGCUUUCGACGUCCAGGCUACCUUCAAGCUCCCCGCCAACACCAAUAUCACGUACAACACCAUCGCUUCGUUCGAGUUCUUCUCCGCUGACGGCAAGCAGAGCGUCAAGACCGGCAUCCAGAUGGGUGAGCCAGCAUUUGCAUUCAUCGACCGACGCAACGCUGGACCCUCGUUCGCAGCGAGCAACCCCUUCUUCACCGACAAGACAUCGGGGAUCAUCCGCUACGACGCCAACUACGCCGGCUCCAGCAACACUGGCGGUGACCAGAAACAGUACAUUCUUGGACCUCUUCUCCCUUCGGCCUAUAUUGAUGCUGAGGGCAAGGACCAGUACAUUACGCUGCAGGCUGUUGUGGACAGGUCGGUGAUCGAGGUGUUUGUUAACGAUGGUGAAUUGGCGGGCACUUCGGUGUUCUUCUUUGAGAACGACCAGAUUCCGUCGAAGCUCAAGGUGUCAAUUGGCGACAACAAGCUCCAGGUGGUUGACCUCGAGGUCAAGGCACUCAAUUCGAUCUGGAGAGACUGCAAGAAAUAA
Ustilago hordei is the source of this 1824-nucleotide messenger RNA. RefSeq names its product putative SUC2 - invertase (sucrose hydrolyzing enzyme). Gene Ontology annotation, molecular function: sucrose alpha-glucosidase activity. NCBI's taxonomy places the organism in Eukaryota, Fungi, Basidiomycota, Ustilaginomycetes, Ustilaginales, Ustilaginaceae. The record is from RefSeq and is a predicted model, not a curated record. The transcript has a single exon. Gene Ontology annotation, biological process: sucrose catabolic process. Gene Ontology annotation, cellular component: fungal-type vacuole. Bases 1 to 1824 code for a protein of 607 amino acids.